CAGCUAUAAAACACUCAUCCGCUCCUCCUGCCCCUCGUUAAGCUUUCAAUUAAUUUUACACCCACCAUUCUCUCUCCCUUUUAUCCCCCUAAUCACCGUUUUUGUCUGCGACCAUGGCUUCGAGCAUGAACUUCACCGACAAGACUCAAGAGUCGCUGGCCGCGGCAAUCCAGCUCGCGAAGGACUAUGCUAACGCUCAAGUCUACCCCGCGCACAUUGCGUCUGCGCUCCUGAACGAAAGCGCAGGAGAGCCGGCCGCACCAGGAGGUUUGACCCAAGCUCAUGGCGCUUCGUUGUUUCACAAUGUCAUUGAGAAGGCGGGCGGCGACUCGACGACGGUCAAGCGUGGUUUGCAGAAGCUCAUCGUCCGGAUACCCACUCAGUCGCCACCGCCGGAUGAGAUCUCUUUUAGUUCCGCCGCGCUCAAAGUGCUCAGGGAGGCUGAGAACUUGCGGAAAACGAUGCACGAUUCCUACAUUGCCCAGGACCACAUCCUUGCUGCACUUAUCAAGGAUACGUCAAUAGAACCUGUGCUGAAAGAGGCCGGCCUCACUGAGGCUGCUCUUAAGACCGCAAUCGACCAAUUGCGGGGCAAUAGGCGAGUUGACACCAAGAACGCCGAGGAGGGCUUCGACGCGUUGAACAAAUACGCAGUCGAUCUUACCGCACUGGCAGAGGAGGGCAAGCUCGAUCCUGUCAUUGGCCGUGACAAUGAAAUUCGGAGAGUCAUUCGUAUUCUCUGCAGACGGACAAAGAAUAACCCGAUUCUACUGGGUGAGCCCGGUGUCGGAAAGUCCGCCAUUGCAGAAGGCCUCGCGCAGCGUAUCAUCAACCGCGAUGUCCCAGCUUCCUUACUCUGUCGCUUGUACUCGCUCGACAUGGGUGCGCUCAUGGCUGGUGCGAAGUACAAGGGUGAAUACGAGGAGCGUAUCAAGUCGGUCCUUAACGAGGUCGAGAAGGCCGCUGAGGAAGGCCCCGGCGUCAUUCUUUUCAUCGACGAGCUGCACCUCAUCAUGGCUGGCCGCGGCGCCGAAGGCGGUGGCAUGGAUGCCGCAAACCUCUUCAAACCUCUUCUUGCGCGUGGCAAGCUGCGAUGCAUCGGUGCGACAACGCUUGCGGAGUAUAGGAAAUACAUCGAGACCGAUGCUGCCCUCGAGCGUCGGUUUGCGCAGGUGCUCGUGAACGAACCGACCGUUCCGGAAACGAUCAGCAUCUUGCGUGGUAUCCGCGAUAAGUACGAAGUACAUCACGGUGUACGGAUACUCGAUGGCGCGUUGAUCCAAGCUGCCACGUUGGCGCACCGUUACCUAACGUCGAGAAGAUUGCCUGACUCUGCUAUUGAUCUUGUGGACGAGGCUUGCGCAAGUGUUCGCGUCACGCGUGAAACAGCGCCUGAAGCGAUCGACAAGCUCCAGAGACGGAAACUCGAACUCGACGUUGAAAUUCACGCACUCGAACGCGAGAAGGAUGAAGCAUCGAAGGAGCGUCUUGCUAUCGCGCGCAAGGCAAUCGCGAACGUCGAAGACCAGUUGCAACCUCUGCUCGCACAGUACCAAGCCGAGAAGUCGCGUGGCGACGAAAUUGCCAGCGUCCGGCGCAAGAUGGAUGAGCUCAAGGCGAAAGCGGACGAGGCCGAGCGGCGGUACGACCUCGCGACUGCUUCUGACCUGCGAUAUUAUGCUCUGCCUGACUUGCAACAACGGCUUGCGCAGCUGGAGGCGAAGAAGGCAGAGGAGGACGCGAAGGCUGGCGUUGGUAGUGACACAGUAACCCCAGAGCAGAUCGCCGAGAUUGUCGCGAGGUGGACGAAUAUCCCUGUGACACGGUUGAUGAGCACGGAAAAGGAGAAGCUGUUGAGGAUGGAGAAGAUCCUUAGCGAGCAGGUCGUGGGCCAGCCAGAAGCCGUCAAGGCUGUGGCGAACGCGAUCCGGCUCAGCAGGAGUGGUCUCGGAAAUGCUCAGCGACCAAUUGCGAGCUUCCUCAUGGCUGGCCCUUCGGGUACGGGUAAGACAUUGUUGAGUAAGACGCUCGCGACGCUCCUAUUCGACUCGCCGGACGCCAUGAUCCGUAUCGAUGCUUCGGAGUACUCUGAGAAGCAUUCAAUCUCGCGUCUCAUUGGCGCUCCUCCGGGCUACGUCGGCCACGACCAAGGUGGUCAGCUCACCGAGUACAUCCGCCGCAAGCCGUACUCGAUCAUCCUCAUCGACGAGAUUGAGAAGGCAUCUCGAGAGUUCUGCACGCUCUUCCUGCAGGUGCUCGAUGAUGGUCGUCUCACGGAUGGCCAGGGUCGUGUUGUCGACUUCAGGAAUACGGUCAUCAUCAUGACAAGUAACCUCGGAGCUGUCUUCCUCAACGAUAUGGGUGAAGGUGCUGUCAAGCCGGAGACAAGGGAGCUCGUCAUGGGCGCCAUUCGGGCGCACUUCCCGCCCGAGUUCAUCAACCGUAUCGACGAGAUCGUCAUCUUCCGCACACUAUCACAGAAAAGCAUCCUCAAGAUCGUUGACAUCCGUCUCAAGGAGGUCCAGGAGCGUCUGGCUGAUAAGAAGAUGGUCUUGGACGUCGAGCUCGCGGCAAAGCAGUACCUCAUGUCGAUCGGCUACUCACCAACAUACGGUGCGCGGCCACUCAACCGUGCAAUUCAACAAGAGCUGCUCAAUCCACUUUCCGUCCUGAUCCUCUCCGAUCGCAUCCGCGACGGCGAGACGAUUCGGGUGAAGUUUGACGGCCCGCACAACCGGUUGGCGAUCAUUCCGAACCACGAGGGUAGCGGAGACAAUAUGGAUGUCGACUACGAGGAUAUCGACGGCGACGUCGAGAUCGAGGAGAUGGACUGAGCGACGAGCGCGUGCACCUUGUAGUGUAGUAAUUUCUUUGGAGUCGGACAUUCAUGAAUCCAAAAGCAUGUGGCAUUGUAUCUUUAGCAAUCAUCAUUGUACUGUCUCUGUAAUACCAAUACAUAUUCUCUCCCUCUGUGUCCUCUGCUGCGUGCUAAGAGUGUCCCACCUUCUUUGCUGCAAUGAGCGCAAUGCGUGAUGUGCGUUUGACCCGGACAGCUUCGGAAGGUUCUAUGUCAAUAUACCGGACCCACUGCCUCGGUGAUAAGCGUUCCUCGUUAGACAAACUGUUAUACAGUCAGUUCUCCUCUUCCUGUUUCACUGUUGACU
Laetiporus sulphureus 93-53 is the source of this 3164-nucleotide messenger RNA. RefSeq lists its product as uncharacterized. Gene Ontology annotation, cellular component: cytoplasm; cytosol. The transcript has 7 exons. Gene Ontology annotation, biological process: cellular response to heat. Gene Ontology annotation, molecular function: ATP binding; ATP hydrolysis activity. The record is from RefSeq and is a predicted model, not a curated record. Bases 114 to 2834 code for a protein of 906 amino acids. Lineage: Eukaryota; Fungi; Basidiomycota; Agaricomycetes; Polyporales; Laetiporaceae.